UCUACCCGUUCUCGCGAGAGCGGAGGGCAGCCGGUGCGGAGUCUGUGAGAGGAGAAAGAGGCGGCGGCCGAGCGGCCUUGUUUCAAAUCCAGGCGAGGAAAUGGCGGAAGGCGACAAGUUCGAGGCGGCAACUGCGGCGCCCUUGAGGGAGGCCGAAGAGACAACCCCCAACGACCACGACGAAGCCGGCGGAGCGGCCAUGAACGAGAGCGGGGGCGACGCCAAUGGGGUGAAAACGGAGAAUGAUGAAACUGGAAAGGAUGAGACUUCACAUGUGAAAUCCAAGUAUUCUUCCAAACCGAAGGCAAUCCCAUCUCUUGGACACAGGAAUAGGUUCCAUCCCUAUGCAAAGGAGAAGAGUUCAGGCAGUGGUGAAAAGAAAACCAUUAACCGUAACAGAGUAUUCAUUAGCAACAUCCCAUAUGAAAUGAAAUGGCAAUCUAUUAAAGAUCUUAUGAGAGAGAAAGUUGGUGAGGUUACAUACGUGGAGCUGUUUAAGGAUGCAGAAGGCAAAUCAAGGGGCUGUGGUGUGGUUGAAUUCAGAGAUGAAGAAUUUGUCAAGAAGGCAAUGGACACUAUGAAUAAAUAUGACCUUAACGGAAGACCACUGAAUAUAAAAGAGGAUCCAGAUGGGGAGCACGCCCGUAGGGCCUUGCAGCGUGGGAGUGGAAGCUUCUCAGGAGGACAUGGCCCAGAUGUAGCACCUGGCUUGAUGAAUUUGCCACCUUCUAUUAUCAAUAAUCCAAACAUUCCCCCUGAAAUUAUCAGCAAUCUGCAAGCUGGUAGACUUGGGUCCACCAUUUUCGUUGCCAAUCUUGACUUUAAAGUUGGUUGGAAGAAAUUAAAGGAGGUGUUCAUGAUUGCUGGAACUGUAAAACGUGCCGACAUUAAAGAAGACAAGGAUGGCAAAAGUCGAGGGAUGGGAACAGUGACCUUUGAACAGCCAAUCGAGGCUGUUCAGGCAAUAUCAAUGUUCAAUGGACAGUUCCUGUUCGAUAGACCAAUGCAUGUUAAAAUGGAUGACAAAUCGGUUCCUCAUGACGAUUUCCGUGUAGCAGAUAGCAAAACACCACAGUUGCCCCGUGGUCUUGGUGGCAUUGGAAUGGGACUUGGACCUGGUGGGCAGCCCAUAAGUGCAACCCAGCUGAGCAUGGGAGGAGGAGGAAUGGGGAGCGUGGCUCCAGGAGGAAUGGGAGUUGAUGGUCCCGGCUUCGGAGGAAUGAGUAGAAUGACUGCAGGUGUUGGUGGAUUUGGUGGCAUGAAAGGAAUGGCGAGCAUGGGAGGAUUUGGAGGAGUCAGUAGAAUGGGAGGAAUGGGCACUGUGGAUGAUUUCAGAGGGAAUAUUGGUACCGGAAUGACUGGUGGCAUAGGAACAGGCAUGGGAGGCAUGGCAACCGGUAUGGGAGAAAUGUUCCGUGGAGGAAUGGGUGGAAGCAUCGAUAGAGAUUUUGGCCGGAGUGACAUGGCUAUGAACCGUGGUUUUGCAGACUCAUUUGGAAGAAUGGGUGGUGCAAUGGUUGGUGGUUUUGCAGGAGGAAUGGGAGCUUCUAAUAUGGGCCCAGUAGGAUCUGGAAUGAGCAGUGGAAUAAGCAGCAUGAACAGCAUGACUGGAGGCAUGGGCGGCAUGGGGAUGGGCAUGGAUCGAAUGAGCUCCACUUUUGAUCGAAUGGGGCCCACCAUGGGAACUGGUCUGGACAGAAAUAUUGACAUGGAUAGAGGAUUUGUGCCCGGUCCGAUGGGGAGUGGCGCGAGAGAGCGCGGAGGCUCCAAAGGCAACCAAAUAUUUGUCAGAAAUCUUCCUUUUGACUUGACCUGGCAGAAGCUCAAGGAAAAGUUCAACCAGUGUGGCCAUGUUAUGUUUGCAGAAAUAAAAAUGGAAAAUGGAAAAUCGAAGGGCUGUGGGACGGUCAGAUUCGACUCGCCAGAAUCGGCAGAAAAGGCCUGUAGAGUAAUGAAUGGCAUCAAAAUCAGUGGCCGAGAAAUCGAUGUACGCUUGGAUCGCAUUGCAUAAUUUAUAAUUCCUUAUGGAGGAACAUUCCUUUGGUCGGUUUAGCUUGUCUUCCCCCCCCCCACCCCACCCCACACUCUCUAGAAAAAAAGUUGUUUUUAGUAACAUUGUAUGCUUUCUUUGAGUUUGAAAAAACCUUUUAAAACCUACCAGCCUUCAGCAGUAUAGUGUUUAAUAUACUGUGAACUUGUUAUCUUUUAAUGACAUUUUGGUUUAUGAAGAGAACUUUCUUGACUUGUUUUAAUGGUAUGAAUGUCCACACCUUCUGCUGCAGUCGAGAAGCUGUGGCUAUUUAAUACCUGUCUAAAAUCAUGCUAAGUGUCUCUAGUCAUUCAGUUUAAAUGAAUGGUUCUACUGUUUUUAAUAAAAUAAGCCAUUUUCCCUGUUUAACCAAA
This is a messenger RNA of Anolis sagrei ordinatus, 2403 nucleotides long. It is a transcript of the gene MYEF2, whose product is annotated as myelin expression factor 2. Gene Ontology annotation, cellular component: cytoplasm; nucleus. Gene Ontology annotation, molecular function: mRNA binding. NCBI's taxonomy places the organism in Eukaryota, Metazoa, Chordata, Lepidosauria, Squamata, Anolidae. The record is from RefSeq and is a predicted model, not a curated record.